Molecule: messenger RNA, 2000 nt
Organism: Carya illinoinensis
Lineage: Eukaryota; Viridiplantae; Streptophyta; Magnoliopsida; Fagales; Juglandaceae
Product: NADH dehydrogenase [ubiquinone] iron-sulfur protein 2
Exons: 3
Coding region: 1311-2000 (229 amino acids)
Biological process (GO): mitochondrial electron transport, NADH to ubiquinone
Molecular function (GO): NAD binding; quinone binding; NADH dehydrogenase (ubiquinone) activity
Source: RefSeq, a predicted model, not a curated record
AUGAAAAUCCUUCCCCUUCAUCUUUCCCAGAUUCUUCGACGAGGGUCAAUUCCUUUUCUAUUGCUAACCACUGUCGUUUUGUUUUUUUAUCUUCUUUGUCUGAAGAUGGGUUUUAUGGGAGAUUUCGGAUGUCUGCUUUCCAAAGGGGGGAUCCUUUUGGGGAGCCGGGCCCUCACUUUCUUAUUAAGAAAAAUGGGAUGCUCCGGGGGUCUUACCCUAGCAAUUGUUUUUACGCUGCGGGCCCUCCUCACUCCCGAAGCCGCAAUAGCACCAGUUUUUAAUGGAAUGGUCCUUCCGGAGCUAGUAUGUUGUAUGGAUGAUCCUAACGCUAUGCCCAAUCUUGAUUUAGAACUUAGAUUGGGUCAUCAGCCGGGACCGGAGAUAGAUCUCAACCAACCUCCGGCUCCUGAGCCUGCGCCGGAGCAGCAACCUGGGUUAUCCAGGGAGGCUUUAAAAGAAGAAUUGAGAAAGACCGUUAAACGUAUUCGCGUUUUUCAGGGUCAUCUCAAUUAUUGGGAACGCCUUUUGGAGAUUUCUCUUCAGAAAGAAAGAGAGAGCGACGAGAAAAAGCGGUUACACUUGUACCGGAUGCAAGAACUUGUCCGUGAAUUAUGGAAUGAAAGGCGGGGCCAAUAAGACUGUAAAUGGCUCUUCGUCUGAGUCCUGAGAACGGGAAGAACUGCGUCGAACAGGGGGAAGGACAAAGGAAAGAGCGUGCGGCACUUCGAAGGGGCAUUCACACUUUGAUUCGUGAGCAACUUCGCGAACAUUGUGAAAAGGGGAAAGGGCGGCUGUCCGUGCACUUUCCGGAAAUGACGGAAAUAUACUCCAGUUCCGCGAAGGCGAUAAUGUCUUACGAUCUGGAGAUCUCCGCGGAGACGGAUACGGAAACCCUCCGCAGAUGGGUGGAGAAUAGUUGGGGGGACCCUAAUCUCCUAAAGCCACUCAUUAGGGAAUACCGGCCAAAUUAGUAUGUCUGCCAUUCAUAACAGAGCCGUUAUUCCCGGCUGGCAUAGAAGUCUCUCGCACGCAAGGAGAUGCUGCUACUGGAUGUCACGAUUCUGGGGCGCCAUGAUCCUUUUCUCUGGAACAAUCGAGGGCACUGCCUUCCUUCAGCUUUCAGAGGUAGGGGCUGCAUCAAUCAUCGCUCAGUGAGCUAUUUAUUGCCGCCAAUAGUGCUUCGCUUGCAUGCAAGGCGGCACGCCAGGUAGAGCUAUCGCCCGCGGGCGAAGGAGAUGCAUUUCUGGUACUGGUAGUACUGGACAAGCUCUCAGGGAAUAAUCUCUUUCUUAUUUCUGCCUUUCUUUCCCAUGACGACUAGGAACAGGCAAAUCAAAAAUUUCACUUCGAAUUUCGGACCUCAACAUCCUGCUGCUCAUGGUGUUUCACGAUCAGUAUUGGAAAUGAACGGAGAAGUGGUGGAACGUGUGGAACCACAUAUUGGAUUACUCCAUAGAGGGACUGAGAAAUUAAUAGAGUACAAAACUUAUCUUCAAGCUUUACCUUAUUCUUAUCGUUCAGACUAUGUUUCUACGAUGGCUCAAGAACACGCUCAUUCUUCAGCCGUAGAGAGACUUUUGAAUUGCGAGGUACCAUUACGAGCUCAAUAUAUACGAGUGUUAUUCCGUGAAAUAACUCGAAUUUCAAAUCAUUCACUUGCUUUAACUACUCAUGCUAUGGAUGUGGGAGCAUCAACUCCGUUCCUGUGGGCUUUUGAGGAGCGGGAGAAAUUGUUGGAAUUCUAUGAAAGAGUCUCGGGAGCCAGGAUGCAUGCCAGUUUCAUACGACCAGGUGGAGUGGCACAAGAUCUGCCUCUUGGCUUAUGUCGAGAUAUUGAUUCCUUCACACAACAAUUUGCUUCUCGUAUCAACGAAUUAGAAGAGAUGUCAACCGGCAACCGUAUCUGGAAACAACGAUUAGUGGAUAUUGGUACUGUCACUGCACAGCAAGCAAAGGAUUGGGGAUUCAGUGGUGUAAUGUUAAGAGGUCGUGCGACAUGA